AUGGCGAAAAAAACGCGCAAAAAAGAAGCGCGCCAGGCGGCGCGCGCGGAGCAGGCCCCUUCCCGCGGGAACCCCCGUCCCCCUUCCACGCCCUCCGCGGGGGGAAAAUCCCGUCCGACGAAUCGAAGCGCCCUAAAAGGCCCCGUCGUCGUGUACGGCGAGGGCGCCACGCCGGGCCGUCGGGAUUCCGCGAACCCGCGCGACCCCCCCCCCUCCUCCAAACGCAUUUUUCCCGCCGCCUCGUCGGCGUCGGGGCGUCAAAACGCGAGCAGCGCGGCGCAGCGCCGGCGGGUGCUCCGCCACCACACCGACGACGACCUCCUCUCCCAUUUUCGCUCGCAACUCCACGCGAGCACCUUUCGCUUGCUCAACGAGCAGCUCUACAACGCGCCGAUCGCGUUUGCCCGCCGCCUGCUCGCGGAUCGCGCGACCUUUGAGGAUUACCACGUCGGAUACCGCCAGCAACUCGCGCGGUGGCCUGUGAAUCCGAAUGAGGUGAUCGUCGCGGCGCUGUUAGGGGAUCGCCGCGGGCGGUUUCUCGCGCAUAAAGCGAAAGGCAUGCCCGGGAGUUUGCCCGCGUCGUGGGUGGUGGCGGAUAUGGGGUGUGGCGAGGCCGCGAUCGCCGCCGCGUUGGGGCCGCGGGGUUACACCGUCCAUUCCUUCGAUCUCGUCGCGUUGAAUGAGCGGGUUACCGUCGCGGAUCUCGCGGCGGUGCCGUUGGAAGGGAAUUCCGUCGAUGUGUGUAUCUUUUCCUUGAGUUUGAUGUCGACGGAUUACGAAAAAGGGUUGUUCGAGGCCUUUCGGAUCCUGAAGCCGAAUCGGCUGUUGAAGGUGGUGGAGGUUCGCUCGCGUAUCCCGUCCGCGAAGAAGUUUGCCGAGAUGGUGGAAAGCAUCGGGUUUACCUUGGAUUAUCAGGAUGUCGUCGGGGAUUACUUCGUUGCGUUUGAUUUUCUAAAAAACAACCAGGAGGAUGCGAAUCCAAACCUCGCCCACCCGCCCGGUGAGGUGCUGUUGCCCUCGUUGUACAAGAAACGUUAA
Messenger RNA from Phytomonas sp. EM1, 1038 nucleotides. The record is from the annotation of a GenBank genome assembly. NCBI's taxonomy places the organism in Eukaryota, Euglenozoa, Kinetoplastea, Trypanosomatida, Trypanosomatidae.